CGCAGGGACAGACGCCGGCGACAGCCAGCGAGGCCAGCGACGGCCCCCCCGCCUGCGCCCUGUCACCCCAUGGCGCCCAUCGGCCUCUGGGCCGCGCUGGCCGUCGGACUGCAGCUCUGGGUCGCGGCGCGCGCCAUUCCCGCCCCGGUUCUACACACCCCCUACACCCCGGAGCCCGGACACUCUUGUCAGCAGAAGGAAUAUUAUGAGAAGAACAUCCAGAUGUGCUGCAGCAUGUGUCCACCUGGCCAUCACAUGCGGUUCUACUGCACCAGGACCUCGGACACCGUGUGCGAACCCUGUCAGAGCAGCACCUACACCCAGCUCUGGAACUGGCUCCCCGAGUGCUUGAGCUGUGACUCCCGCUGCACCUCGGACCAGGUGGAGACUCAGGCCUGCACUCGGGACCAGAACCGCAUCUGCACCUGCAGGCCCGGCUGGUACUGCAUGCUGGUGCGGCAGGAGGGCUGCCGCCUGUGCAUGCCCCUUCGCAAGUGCCCCCCCGGCAUGGGUGUCACCAAGCCAGGAUCCUCCAUCUCAAAUGUGGUCUGCGCUCCCUGCGCCCCAGGGACGUUCUCUGACACUGAGUCCUCCACCGACACUUGCAGGCCCCACAGGAGCUGCCGCUCCGUGGCCGUCCCUGGCAACGCGAGCAGGGAUGCAGUCUGCAGCGGGGAGUCGGCCCCCACCACCUCCAGAGCGACCUUGGGCUCCGACCCCACGCCUCGGCCCAAGUCCACCGCCUCCCUGCACAGGGAGCCAACUCCAGGGCCCAGCCUGGCUGCCAGCACCUCCCUGCUGCCCCCGCUGGGCCCCAGUCCCCCCAUGGAAGGAAUCAUCACAGGCACCAUGGCCCUCCCCAUCGGACUGAUUGUGGGCGUGACAGCCUUGGGCCUGCUCCUCAUAGGGCUGGUGAACUGCAUCAUCCUGACCCACAGGAAAAAGAGACCCUUCUGCCUGCAAGGAGAAGCCAAAGUGCCUCACCUGCCCGCUGAUAAGGUCCGGGGCGCGCCGGGCCUGGAGCAGCAGCACCUGCUGACCACGGCGCCCAGCUCCAGCAGCAGCUCCCUGGAGAGCUCAGCCACCAGCACGGACAAGAGCCGUGUGCAGGCCCUGGGCACAGAGAAGCGCCAUGGGCCUGGGGAGGCCCGGGCCAGCUCCCGGGGCUCAGAGCCUUCGCCUGGCGGCCACGGGACCCACGUCAACGUCACCUGCAUCGUGAACGUGUGCAGCGGCUCCGACCACGACGCUCAGUGCCCCUGGCAGGCCUGCUCUGCAGCCGGGGACGCGCACACCAGCCCUCCAGGCUCCCAGAAGGACGAGCAGGUUCCCUUCUCCAAGGAGGAAUGUGCUUUCCAUUCCCAUUCGGGGGGGCUAGAGACUUUGCUGCAGGGUCUGGAGGAGAAGCCACUGCCUCUCGGUGUGCCGGACGCCGGCAUGAAACCCAGUUAACCCAGCCGGCCUGGGCCAUGCCACGCCACGGUGGGCUGAGCCUGAAGACCCCACGCGGGGACCUCACCCAGGACUUUGUUCCCUUUCUGGAUCAGUCUCCCCACAUGGCCUCCACAACCUCAUUGUCAGAGGGAGGCUGGAAUUUAGGGGAGCCUCUUCUCUUGCCAGUGCGGUCUCAGAAACUUGCUGGACAAGGAUGGGGGUGCGCUGGGCUGCCCACGGGAGCUCCUGCCUGUCCGACAGCCACCCCCAGCCGGCCCUAUGAGCUUGACUUCUACAGCUCUUCUUUCUGUGUGUUUUGUUUAUUUGUCUGAGCCCCUGGGAGGCUCUGGCUCCCUGGGAGGCCCUCACGACCAUUCUCCUGGGGGUCCACUGCCCGAGCCUCAUGAAGUGGGGCCCCGAGAACAAGGGCUGCGCUUGAGCCUGAUCUCUGAGACUACAGCACAGUGCCAGCAGCUGGGGGUGUCAUUGGCCUGCUGGUGCUGUGCAGGAGGAGGUGGCAGCCCCUGUAGUGGACAAGAGUGUCCCGAGGCGCUAAGGAUCUUGGGAACCACCUCCUCCAAGCCUGCUUCCGCUCGCUCCAUCUUGUUCUAGGCCUAGACCCCAGUUUACCCACAUCUCGGCCCCACCUCCCUCCUCCCUGGGAGGCCACACUCUUAUCAGGGAAUGUCAGGAACUCGAGAAGACCCCAACCGUCUCUCUACCUACCUCAGCCUGGCCCUUCCUCCUUCCACUCCCAAGGGGGUUCCCCUGUCUUCCCGAGCGCCCCUCUCUGUUCCUGGAGUCCCAGGCCCCAGGAGAGCCAUGGAGCUACCUGCACUGAGCCCACCGUGACCCCCAGUGGACCAGCGAUGCUGACAACAGGCCCCACGUUCGUGGCUGUGUUGCUGUGGCUGUGUUACCGUGGCUGUCGGAUCGAGUGGCCGGCCCUGAAGCAGCCAAAGCAGCAGUUUUUGCCAAGGAAUUCUUCUUCACUCACCAGCCAGCCCCCUUUGGAGAGUGGACGAGUGUGGCCUUGAGCAGAUUCUGGAAGGAAGGCCAGGGACUCCUUCAGAAGCCCAUUUGGUCAGGGGUGCUUAGAUCCCUUGCUGAAAAAUUCUACUGGACUAGAACUUGGCAGCUGAACUUUUGGGGGUUAGCGAGCCCAGCAUCACUGUGGAGUCAGGCCUGCCUCUGUCAGGAGACCCCCCCCCCCUCAGGAUAUCCCCCCUGCUUGGCCUGAGCAGCCACUGCCCAUCGGACCCGCAGGGCGAUGGAGCUCUUCUGCCCCCUGGUGGCUGUCCUGUAGGGCUGCAGGCCUAUGGCCUCAGAUCACCUGGCACAGGAGGGCUAGAGAGAACUGGGGUGUGGCUGAGGCUCCCCAGCUUGUGUGAUUGCAAGACAUCAAGUCUGCACUGUAUAUCAGCAGAUUCCUGCUUACGAGUAAACCUUUGUGA
Messenger RNA from Condylura cristata (star-nosed mole), 2888 nucleotides. RefSeq names its product tumor necrosis factor receptor superfamily, member 1B (gene TNFRSF1B). Bases 70 to 1452 code for a protein of 460 amino acids. Gene Ontology annotation, cellular component: membrane. The transcript has 10 exons. NCBI's taxonomy places the organism in Eukaryota, Metazoa, Chordata, Mammalia, Eulipotyphla, Talpidae. Gene Ontology annotation, molecular function: tumor necrosis factor receptor activity; tumor necrosis factor binding. The record is from RefSeq and is a predicted model, not a curated record. Gene Ontology annotation, biological process: positive regulation of myelination; regulation of T cell proliferation; positive regulation of membrane protein ectodomain proteolysis.